AUGUACCAGGUUCCUGAAAAUGUUAAGGCUGCAAUUGAAUUCGACCCUUGGUUAAAACCUUACGGUCAAGUUCUUUCUGAAAGACGUUACUUGGCUGAUAAGUGGUCAUACGAUAUCAAACAUGCUACCCCUGAUGGAUCUGAACAAUCUCUAUCGCAAUUCGCCAGAGACUCUUACAAAUCUUAUGGUUUACAUGUGAAUCCAAAGACUAAUGAGAUCACUUACAAAGAAUGGGCUCCAAACGCUAAGAACGCUUUUCUAGUCGGUGAGUUCAACAAUUGGGAAAAAUAUACUCAUCAACUGGAAGGAAAAGAUGAAUUCGGUAACUUUAGUAUCACCAUACCACCAACUAAAACAGGUGAAGCCGCUAUCCCACAUGAUUCUAAAAUUAAAGUCAUGUUCCAAUUGGAAGACGGUACUGAGAUUUAUCGUCUACCUGCCUGGAUUACCAGAGCCACUCAACCAUCAAAGGAAACUUCUAAACAAUACGGUCCUGCUUACGAAGGUAGAUUCUGGAAUCCACCUCAACCAUACAAAUUUAAGAAUUCAAGACCAAAAUUCAAUGAGAAAUUGAACUCCUUAAGAAUCUAUGAAGCUCAUGUCGGCAUCUCAUCUCCUGAACCAAAAGUCACCUCUUACAAAGAAUUCACUCAAAAGAUCUUACCAAGAAUUAAAUACUUAGGUUACGAUGCCAUUCAACUGAUGGCUAUCAUGGAACACGCCUACUACGCUUCCUUUGGUUACCAAGUCACCAAUUUCUUUGCUGCAAGUUCCCGUUAUGGUACCCCAGAAGACUUGAAAGAAUUGGUAGACACCGCUCAUGGUAUGGGUAUCCUAGUCUUAUUGGAUGUCGUCCAUAGUCACGCUUCUAAGAAUGUAGAAGAUGGUUUAAAUAGAUUUGAUGGAUCAGAUCAUCAAUAUUUCCACUCUUUAUCCUCUGGAAGAGGUGAACAUCCACUAUGGGAUUCUAGAUUAUUCAAUUACGGCUCUUUCGAAGUCCAAAGGUUCCUAUUAGCCAACUUGGCCUACUACAUUGACGUGUAUAAGUUCGAUGGUUUCAGAUUUGAUGGUGUCACCUCAAUGUUAUAUCUACAUCACGGUGUUGGUGAAGGUGGUGCAUUCAGCGGUGACUACGAUGAAUACUUAUCAAAGGAAAGAUCCGCAGUUGAUCAUGAAGCAUUGGCGUACCUAAUGUUAGCUAACGACCUUGUUCACGAAUUAUUGCCUCAAUCUGCAGUUACUAUCGCUGAAGAUGUUUCAGGCUAUCCAACCUUAUGUUUACCUCGCUCGAUGGGUGGUGCUGGUUUCGACUAUAGACUUGCCAUGGCUUUACCUGACAUGUGGAUUAAAUUACUAAAGGAAAAGAAGGACGACGAUUGGGACAUUGGUAACAUUGUCUUCACUUUAACUAACAGAAGACAUGGUGAAAAGGUUGUAUCAUAUUGUGAAUCACACGAUCAAGCAUUAGUUGGUGACAAGACAUUAGCUUUCUGGUUGAUGGAUGCCGCUAUGUACACGGAUAUGACCGUACUCAAAGAACUUAGUUUAGUCAUCGACCGUGGUAUCGCUCUACAUAAAAUGAUUAGACUACUAACGCAUUCUUUAGGUGGUGAAGCUUACCUAAAUUUUGAAGGUAAUGAAUUCGGACAUCCAGAAUGGUUAGAUUUCCCAAAUGUUAAUAAUAAUGAUAGUUAUCAUUAUGCUCGUAGACAAUUCAACUUAGUUGAUGACCAUUUGUUACGUUACCGUCACUUAAACGAUUUUGAUAGAGCUAUGCAAUUAUGUGAGAAAAAACAUCAAUGGUUGAAUACUCCUCAAGCUUACGUCUCAUUGAAGCACGAAGUUGAUAAAGUUAUUGUCUUUGAGCGUAAUGGCCUCUUAUUCAUUUUCAAUUUCCAUCCAACAAAUAGUUUCACAGAUUACAGAGUUGGUGUUGAUCAAGCUGGUUGUUAUAGAAUUGUUUUGAAUUCUGAUCGUGAUGAAUUUGGUGGACACGAUAGAAUUGAUGAGAGUUCCAAAUUCUACACCACUGAUUUAGAAUGGAACAAUAGAAGAAAUUUUCUUCAAGUGUACAUUCCAAGUAGAACUGCCAUAGUCCUUGCUUUAGAAAAAUAG
Kazachstania africana CBS 2517 is the source of this 2115-nucleotide messenger RNA. It is a transcript of the gene GLC3, whose product is annotated as 1,4-alpha-glucan branching enzyme. Gene Ontology annotation, molecular function: cation binding; 1,4-alpha-glucan branching enzyme activity; hydrolase activity, hydrolyzing O-glycosyl compounds. Gene Ontology annotation, cellular component: cytoplasm. The record is from RefSeq and is a predicted model, not a curated record. Lineage: Eukaryota; Fungi; Ascomycota; Saccharomycetes; Saccharomycetales; Saccharomycetaceae. The coding region runs from base 1 to 2115 and encodes 704 amino acids. Gene Ontology annotation, biological process: glycogen biosynthetic process. The transcript has a single exon.